UAUAUAUAUAUAUUAUAUUACGUAGUCGAAAUAAUACAAAAAUAGGAAAAACGUAUUCAAAAUUGCAGAUUAAAAAAGAUAUUAUACAAAAUUGAAGGGAAAAGCAUAUCAUUUUGGGAAAAAUUUUAGAAAAUACAAUUUUAAAAAAUACAAAACUUUAGAAAAUAAAAUUUUCAUUCUGUUAAAAAUUUAUCACUGUUAUUGUAUACGCAUUGUUAUCAAGAGUGACGAUGCUUUUCUGUUACUUUACUCACUCGUUUCGUCUCCAUGACACGAAUAAACAACAUUAAUAGUUUUGUAAAGAGUUUACUCGUGAAUUGCAAAAGUAAUGCCAGAAAUUGCGAUCACUCCGAAAAGCUCGUCUUCCCUGAGUGUUUCAACAAGCUCGAGGGAAGGGUCGAAUCAAUGUUUCGCUAAGAAACAGCUGACGAGAUGCAUGCAACAUAAGUUUCUAACGUACUCGCAACUUCCUGUAAGAUGUCAGAGACCCAAUCGAUAUUAUCGUCCUCCCAGGACCUCUUUCAGAUUAGCCAGUCUUGCAACAGUUAAUCAUAAAGCCACAAUCAACACGACGAAAAGCUGUCCGGACAAUUCAACAUGCUCGAUCUAUCAUGUUAUCGAUACAUCACGUUGCAAAAAGAGUUUAUCCAUGAUUGAUUUUUCACCUUUGAUAAUGGAUGCUGAAAACGGCGAUCUUAGAUCAGACAGUAGUUCAACCGCGGAGAAAUUCGAAGAAAAUGAUAAAAUCAAGGAGACCAUUGGCAACGAAAUGGGGAUCAGCGUCGGUAUCAGGAAGUGGAUGGACGGGUUCGCCACAUCGGAAUCCGAGCAAGCGUGUUCUCAGUUCUUUCAAAAUCCAAAGAAAGCUGCGUAUUUAGUGUGUCACGUGCUUAUGUUGAAUGCCUGGAGAUGUAGGCGCAGUGAUGUUCAAUAUCUUCGUGGCACGAUCGACGAUUUGAACCAGCGGAUCGAACACUUGCAUCUACAAAUCGUUGUACUACGACGGUUACUCGACACGGAGAAUAGUCGUGUUAGCAAACUGACUGGCGAUAUUCAUCGUGUUAAAAUUCAGUUCGAUGAAACGCUGAAAGAAAAGAAUACAUUGAAAUCGGAAAAAGUAAAAAUGGAAGACGAGAUUAAAUGUUUGACCGAGCUUUCCGAGGAGAGACUGGUUGCAACGGAAAAUGUACGAAAUGAGCUGCUUACCGCGCAAAAUCAACUUCGUGCGCUCGACGAACAAAUGUCGAAGGAUCGAGAAAAUGAAUCGUUAGCAACUGAAAGAGGAAUGAGAGCAGAUAAAGCUGAGUCAACCGUGGAGGAUCUACAAUUGAAACUCGCUACGCAGAUUGCUCUAGUUGAAUCUUCGCAGGAACAGAUAGAACGAUAUUCAAAAGAGUUAAAAGCUAAAGAAGAUGAGAAAAUCAAAUUGUUAAAGCUUUUAAAGUCGAGCGAAGAUACGGGGAGAAAUUCACACUUGCGAGCGAUUUCUCUAGAGGCUCAGCUAGUUGAUCGAGAGAUAGCUCUGGAACGCAUGCAGGUCGCAUACAAUUCACAAUUAGCGGAAUUGAAUGAACUGAAAGAACGUUUAAUACGCCAAUCCCAAGAAGGGGGAUGGAGUACUAGAAUGUUGCAAAUAGCUGGUAGUGUUGUACGGGCGCCAAGAGCUAUACUACGCACUUUAUUAUCGGGUCCAUUGUUGUUUGAGGAUGAUAGCCUCGUACUUCGAGUUCCAUUUUGGAACGGAGGAUUUAAAAAGUGGAAGUUCAAGGGUGACGAUGAUUGUUUGAUAAAAGAAUGGAGCAAGGGAAGAUUUUACGUUCAAGUUAAGGAAGAUGAAUUAUAUACGCUUGCGAAGAAAUCAAAGAAGACAAGAACAGUUUCAAAACGAUAGCAAAUUUUCGGGUACUCUUAUUACUAAAAUUAUAACUAAAAUUAUAUUUUUUUUUUAUUUAUAUAU
Molecule: messenger RNA, 1957 nt
Organism: Heterotrigona itama
Lineage: Eukaryota; Metazoa; Arthropoda; Insecta; Hymenoptera; Apidae
Source: the annotation of a GenBank genome assembly